CUCACUGCCAUCUCUUGCUUUGUCAGGAAGUUCACGUGCCUUGCUGGCUUUGCCAACAGCGGGAAGUACUUCUAAUGAUGACUCAAAGCACAGUCGGGAGACGGAGGCGGCAUCUUGACAGGUGUAAAAUUAGAUGAUUGUAGCUUCAAAUGCUCACAAAGCAAGCAGGUUUGCAUGCUCUGGCAGGUGCAUUGGAGGUUCAUGGAGAAGUGGGAAGAUCUGUUGCCUUACGGUGUCCCUACAGCCCAGAGCACGAUGCUGCAGAGAAGCUAUGGUGCAAGUAUGAGGGGACGUGGUGUCUUAGCAUCUUGGCGUCCCUGGGGAAUACCGGUGAUGGGCACCACGGCAGAGCAGCCGUCCAUGAGAUCAGGGAAAAUCGGACUUUUGCUCUGACAAUGGAGGGACUCCAAGUGAAUGACACAGGGAUAUAUGAGUGCAGAAUCCAGAUGCCUGGAGAGGACAGCAUCAUGCUGCUGAACAUCCUGUUACACAUCUCCACGGAGGGAACACUCAGUCAGCCCAACUCGUCCAUUGGCGUCACACCCAGAACCACCAGCAGCACUACCUUUGCCAUGGCUGCUUCCAUAUCCACAGUGGUCCUGGUUCUAGCUGUCUUUUUGAUGGGGAUUCUGGGACUGAAAUGGAAACAGAGAAGGAAUGAAGGCCCCUGGAAAUACUUCACCUGGAAUAUAUUUAGACGUGACAUAAUAUCACCAGCUCCCACAAGGGAGGACGAUUUUGCUAUAUAUGUGAAUAUGCCACGGUUCCCACGCUCCUGAAACUCCAGUGCCCUGUACCCAGCUCUCGCCUCCCACAUGUGAUGGGCAGAAGUGGCCUUUGAGUGACACCAAACAGCUGUGGGUUGGUGCAUCUAGGCUCCAUUCCUCCUGCUGCUACAACCUCAUUGCAUGACAUUGGGCGAGUUGUCUCUUCCCCUACUUCAUGGAAGAGCUACUGUGGGCCUGUGUUACUGAAUGCCUGAAGUAUCCUGAGAUCCUGGCUUGGGAGGUUCCAGUGAUGGCAAAGUGUCAUACUUGACUGUGUUUACAUGAUGACAAACUACUUGGAGCAGAGAUCUCUGUGGAAAGCAUAGUUGUCAGUCCCUGGGGAAAAGUGUCCUAUAGGGCCCUUCCUCUGUUACCCCUAUUACCUUGUAGCAGAGACAGAUUUUUUUCCAUUGUGUUGCUCAGAUUUUCACUUCUGUAUAAAUGUUUCCAGCUGCUUUUAUGGGUUGAGGCCAAGUCCUCCUCCGAGUGUAUGUUGUCAUUUAAAUCAGUGGGGUUAUGCUGGCUAAUGCCACCUGGAAAACUGGCCUUUGACCAGCCCAGCUGUGGACAUCUAGGUAUUGCCACUGACUGCCUCAAGACACGGACUGUGACAAAGGUAUUACGGCCACAGCUGUGAAGACUGGAAGUUGCUGGGUAAGUUCAGUAUCCCUUUUUUGCACAAGAAGCAAGAGGAACAGGCUGUGUCUGUGUUGGGACAGUUGUUUUUCUCUCUCUCAGUGAAUUUGUUGCAUAAUUUUAGGCAGCUUUGAUAAGAAGUGAUUUCCCUCUCAAUAAAAGCAGGGACACUGCAUCUCUCAUGCAGCAGGGUGUCUUAGUCUCUUGCUUUUGGGAACUUUCUCAUGGUAAAACAUAAUGGCCAAAUCCUCAGCAGGCAUAAAAAUACCAUGGACAUCAAAGGAAGUGCAUGGAUCCAGGCUGGUUUAGGAGCUGGGGUUUGCUGGGGGAAGGUGCCAGCUGCAGGAGUGACUGUUUAAUGCCACUGAAUGGAGGCCUCCAGCUUUCUCCACAGUGAUCACCCAAAAGGAGCCCUGAGAGGGUCCGUGCUGGCUUGUGCUGGGUACCAACUGAAUGCAGGUUGAAAAAGGCAUUUCAAGGGUAUUCUGUGGUGCAUAAGUGCCUGGGAUUUGAGUGUGCAGUUUGGAGCAUGAAUGCUGAUGUUCUGCUCACAAGUUUGUGAACACUUAGGACCUGAAACCUCUGCUUGCAAGUAGCAGUUACUCAUACAAGUAGAGCUGCUUGCUAGCUGGAGCAGAAAGUAGUACCCUUUUCCAGACCAGCUGCCCUACAUGAAUAAUUCAAUGUAAAAAAAAACCCACACAGGUUUAAAAAAAAACCAACAAAAAACAUCCUGGGUUACAGAGGAAGUGAAAGCAACAAGGAAGAAUACAUCCAUGUAAAAUAAAUGGAAUAGAGAAAAAACUGACAGUACUGAAUAUACUUUAGAAGCUAAAAACAGUAAAAAAAAAAAUUUGGUAGGGGAAACAAGGAUACGUGGAGAAAUCUGUGGCUGGC
Molecule: messenger RNA, 2300 nt
Organism: Alligator mississippiensis (American alligator)
Lineage: Eukaryota; Metazoa; Chordata; Crocodylia; Alligatoridae
Product: CMRF35-like molecule 8
Exons: 5
Coding region: 150-779 (209 amino acids)
Cellular component (GO): plasma membrane
Molecular function (GO): transmembrane signaling receptor activity
Source: RefSeq, a predicted model, not a curated record